AUGGUGACUGCCAACAGCUUCUCAAGUGAGACUCUCCCAAUCCAGACUAAGCUCUUCAUUAACAACGAGUAUGUCUCGGCUAAGUCUGGCAAGACUCUCACAUCUAUCAAUCCCGUGGAUGGCACGCCCAUCGAGAAAUUCGAGGUUGCCGGUCCAGAAGAUAUAGACAUCGCGGCGAAGGCGGCGAGGGAGGCGUUCGAGACGUGGAAAGCCUCUGAUGGGUCCUUUCGCAGGGACUGCCUCUACAAGCUUGCCGAGCUCAUUCAGCUGCACGAAGACCGUCUCGCUGAGCUCGAGAGUCUAGACAAUGGGAAGCCUAUUGUGAUAGCGAAGGCAAUUGACAUCAAGCUUUGUCAGAAAAUAUACAAAUAUUAUGCUGGCUGGGCCGACAAAGUAUUGGGGAGUGUCGUACCAGUUGACGGUUCCAAUAUGUGUCUUACCGUUAAAGAACCCAUUGGCGUGGUUGGGCAGAUCAUUCCUUGGAACUUCCCUCUGGUCAUGCAAUCAAUGAAGUUGGCUCCAGCCCUCGCUGCUGGAUGUACAGUUGUGAUGAAGUUAUCUGAGAAGACACCCCUCACUGGGCUUCUUUUCGGCCAGCUUAUCAACAAGGCUGGAUUCCCUCCUGGAGUAGUCAAUAUCGUCAAUGGUGGUCCUGAUGUUGGUGAGAUCCUGGCACGCCACAUGGAUGUUGACAAGGUUGCAUUCACCGGUAGCAGUGUUACAGGCCCUAAGAUCAUCAAGGCCAGUGCCGAGUCAAAUCUCAAGAAGGUUACUCUCGAACUGGGGGGAAAGUCCCCUAUGAUCGUGUGCGAUGACGCCGACUUAGAUCAGGCCCUAGCGGCAGCUGAUAUAGGAUUGUUCAUCAAUCAUGGCCAGUGUUGCUGCGUCGCUAGCCGUAUCUACGUUCAGCGUGGUGUAUAUGAUGAAUUCGUGAAGAAGGCCGUGCAACGCGCUAAGAACAAGAGAGUCGGGGACCCGCGUGACCGAAAUUGCGACCAAGGACCGCAGUAA
Messenger RNA from Perkinsus marinus ATCC 50983, 1011 nucleotides. RefSeq names its product Aldehyde dehydrogenase, putative. The record is from RefSeq and is a predicted model, not a curated record. Gene Ontology annotation, molecular function: aldehyde dehydrogenase (NAD+) activity. The transcript has 5 exons. NCBI's taxonomy places the organism in Eukaryota, Perkinsozoa, Perkinsida, Perkinsidae. Bases 1 to 1011 code for a protein of 336 amino acids.